Molecule: messenger RNA, 558 nt
Organism: Notodromas monacha
Lineage: Eukaryota; Metazoa; Arthropoda; Ostracoda; Podocopida; Cyprididae
Source: the annotation of a GenBank genome assembly
AUGCUCAAGUUCGUCGCUGUUAUUGCCUUGUCUGCCGUUUGCUUCGCUGAUGACCUGUACAAGCCAGCUUACAAACCAGCCUACAAGGAAGCUUCUUAUGACGACCACCCAAAGUACAACUUUGACUGGGCCGUGAAGGACGACUACACCUACAACAACUAUGGCCAGACUGAGAGCCGAGAUGGAUACAACACCGAUGGCUCCUACUUUGUGACCUUACCCGACGGCAGGAUCCAGACUGUGAAAUACUACGUCAAUGGAGACUCUGGCUACGUGGCUGAGGUCACCUACUCAGGAGAGGCCAAAUAUGACUCUGCCUACAACAAGCCUUCUUAUGCCCCGGCCCCGUACAAGGCUGAGGCCAGCUACCACAAGCCCGCCUACGCCCCAGCCCCCUACAAGUCCGAACCGGCCUACAACAAGCCUGCCUACCAUGCUGAACCUGCCUAUGCACCAGCACCCUACAAGGCAGAGCCCACUUACAACAAGCCUUCUUACAAGCCUGCUUACAAGCCAGCUUACAAGCCCGCUUAUGCACCAGCGCCCUACAAGGCCUAA